This is a messenger RNA of Daldinia vernicosa, 393 nucleotides long. RefSeq lists its product as uncharacterized. The coding region runs from base 1 to 393 and encodes 130 amino acids. The transcript has 3 exons. Lineage: Eukaryota; Fungi; Ascomycota; Sordariomycetes; Xylariales; Hypoxylaceae. The record is from RefSeq and is a predicted model, not a curated record.
AUGAAGACCUCUACUUCCUUAUUCUCCGUCAUCGUAGGCAUCUGCUUGGCAGGUGUCCAGGCUGAACUUCCUUACAACAUGCCAGAGUGGCGGAGGGGAGCCAGUCCUCCUAUCGUCCCGUCGGAGCACCCAACAUGGCAAUACCCUUACCACCAACUUACUGGUGAACCGCAUCACCCUCAUCCGACUAGCGUUCGCCUACCUGGCCAUCAUAAGCCGCAUCCCACUGGCUAUCCUCAACCCACCGGAACUGCCAGUCCUCACCAGCCUUGCAACAGCGCUGCUGACUGUGCAUACCUUUCUUGCACGCAGCAGAUGCCCCGAAGUGAGCCCACAUGCGUCCGGAGCCGGGUCGGAAGGUUCUGUGCAUGCACAAUACCAAGGGCGGAAUAA